Messenger RNA from Microthlaspi erraticum, 692 nucleotides. Lineage: Eukaryota; Viridiplantae; Streptophyta; Magnoliopsida; Brassicales; Brassicaceae. The record is from the annotation of a GenBank genome assembly.
AGACAGCCUCUGAGGCUGAAACUCAUAAGCAUGAAGAAAUAGAAGAGGAGGACGAGGAAGAGAAGGAUCCAGAGAAGUCUCUUGUUGCGUUAGAGGAAGGGAAGAGAGGCAGCAGCAGAAGCUUUAGAGCUUUUCCUGUAUUCAAGGAGCCAGAGAGUGAUGAAGAUGAGGAAAGCAGGAGAGAGAGAGGGAAAGGGAAUGUUGAGAAAUGGCUUCAUAUCUUACUGGAGAAAAACAGCAGCAAAGAAGAUCUUGAAACCGAAAGAAGCAAGAGCAUUGAUGAGAUGAUUGAGAAACUUGACCACAAGUUCCCUCUACUUGAAAAGGUCAAUGAAGAUGAAGAAGCGGAAACGCAGUUGCAGGCUGAGGAGACAAACAACAACAACAACAACAACAAAAGCAAGGAGGUGGAAACAAGAAGUGAAAGCUCUCGUAGAAGCAGAAAGAGUUUUGAUUUGAAGAACACACCAGAGAAGAGUGGCAGAGAGAAAGUGGUGAAGAGAUCAGAGAGCGCCAGAGCCUUCAGAAGGAUUCCAUCUUCUCCAUCAAUCCUCUUUGGAAUGAAAAAGGGAAUUGACUGCAUCAGGAAGAAGCCUGUGGUUUCAGGUCAGGACGAUGAGAACGAUUAUCUCGUCAAGAACAACUUCAUCAAAUCAUCUCUCCAAUCAAUCAAACGAGCUGUCAAAUUUUAA